Messenger RNA from Papaver somniferum (opium poppy), 1521 nucleotides. Its product is annotated as DNA-binding protein BIN4-like. The coding region runs from base 91 to 1083 and encodes 330 amino acids. The record is from RefSeq and is a predicted model, not a curated record. Gene Ontology annotation, molecular function: double-stranded DNA binding. Gene Ontology annotation, cellular component: nucleus; DNA topoisomerase type II (double strand cut, ATP-hydrolyzing) complex. Gene Ontology annotation, biological process: DNA endoreduplication; chromosome organization. The transcript is spliced from 12 exons. NCBI's taxonomy places the organism in Eukaryota, Viridiplantae, Streptophyta, Magnoliopsida, Ranunculales, Papaveraceae.
UCUAUUUCUUCUUCCUCUUCGGAGAAAAAUAACCCAAAGAAAUUGUGAAAAAGGGGCGGCAAAAAUUUAAGCAGAGAGAAGAAGAAGAAAAUGGGUGAUUCUCCGGACUGGUUGCGCACUUUUGAGGCUCCCAAGCAACCACUUAUAGCAUUAUCAUCAGAUGAGGAUGACGAGGAUGAUUUCCGUCCUAUAAGCGAAACUUUGGGUUUAUCAUCGAAAUCACGAAAGGAAGAUAACAAUCAAGACGCUCUUCUCAUUGAUGUUGCAGAAGAACCUUUGGUUAGUAAAGCUCCCAAAUCUAAAUCCAAAACUACGAAGGCUCGAGCGGAAGUGGAAACUCAAGUCCUAGAAGAAGGAGAGAAGAAUCAAGGUGCAGAUGUUGAUAAAAAUGUAGAGGAUUCAAAAGUUAAAAAGUCUCCCAAAUCAAAGUCUCCAAAAAAGAAAUUGAAAGUAGAGACUCAAAGCCAUAAAGAAGAGACUGAUAUUGAAGAGGAAGCUGUGAAGGAAGAAGUAACCGAGAAGAGUGCAAUACCUCAUGGUUCGUCAAGAUUGCCUUUGAUGAUGGCAGAGAAAGUCCAGCGGUCGAAGGCACUUGUUGAAUGUGAAGGAGACUCCAUAGAUAUGAGUGGAGAUAUUGGUACUGUUGGACGAUUAGUAAUUUCAGACACACCAUGUGGUAGCGGUGAACUGCUUUUGGAUUUAAAAGGAACCAUAUACAAAACAACAAUAGUUCCAUCAAGAACAUUCUGUGUUGUUAACUUUGGCCAAACGGAAGCAAAGAUAGAAGCCAUCAUGGAUGACUUCAUUCAACUGAAGCCACACUCCAAUGUUUAUGAGUCGGAGACCAUGAUUGAAGGGACACUUGAGGGACACUCAUUUGAUUCUGAUGAAGAGGCAGAUAAAAUUCCAAAGGCUAAAAUUCAAGGAGAAGAAGGUGAGGAACAGGCCAACGGAAAGAUCAAGGGAAAAGCUGAUAAAGCAUUGGGCGUCAAAAAGAAGGGCAAAACAGCAGCUAAGCCACCACCUAAGAGGGUAAAAAAGAAAGCCCCAGUUUCUAAGAAAGGCAAGGGCUCCAAGAAAUGAGAAGUCAAAUAUUAUUUCCCUUCCCACCAAAGGUACUGCAUUUGGUAGGUGGGGGAAGGGAAAUUCGAUAUCGACAUUGAUACCCAUGUCUGACACAUGGCAGUGGUACUGCAAUCUCCUUAUCCUCUAGGAUUUCACAGAAGCUAAAGAAAAUAAAGCAGAUUGAACGGGACAUAGUUGGGAGUCAGCAUAUUCGUAUUUUCUUCUCUGUAGUCCACCUAUAUCGUUUUCAGGCCUUGGCCAACUCUACUGGUUCGUAUUACAUAGGUCGCCGCAUCAGACACCCCUCAUACAAGGUCCGAUACCUUCUACACUCGUGUGCGAGCCAUUAACUAUGAGUUUUGGUUGUUUAUCCAUUCUGGUAUUUGGUCAAUAACUCCAAAUAUUAGAGUUAUUUGUAAGAACUUUAUAUGAUCAAUAAUCAAGACCCAUUUCACA